CUCCAUUGGCAUUCUCAUCCUUCUUAUUCUUCUUACGAAUAAUAUGUCCGCCGGGAAUAUCAUCCCAGGACUGGCGGAUUAAUAUACUCAGCCGGGUUACCUGGUAUGAUGAGGCUCCAUGUGACGGUAUUUGUUCAGGUACCGAGCCUUCUUUGGACUUCUUUCACAGCCGUCCGGGGGAGAGAGAUGUUGUGCUAUUAUCCCGGCGAUUCUUCAAGUACACCAGGUCCGUAUUCAUGGCUGUGUGUCGCUUCCUCUUUUCUUCUCCCAUAUUUCUAGAUACACCUGCGAGAGGACAGUAGUAGCACACAUACACGUCCUGUCUUCGUGCUAGCCAGACAACCUGCCUCCGGGCGACUGCUGCCAUGCUCCCCAAUCGGCGUACCUGGGUUCUGGCAAUUGCUGCCCUGCUCAUUGCACAAGUCACGGCAGACAAUGGAUCAUCCUAUCCCGCUGUGCCAGCAGCGGUGACUGAGACCGCUACUGUAACUGUCCAGCCUUCCUGUGCGCCGGCGUCUCCAUCAUUAGCGACGGUCACCGUCACUGUUCCAUUAAGCAGCAGUCAAGCUCCUGCCGCUCCGACGACAGUGACCGAGACGGUCACGGUGACCGUUCAGCACAGCAAUAGUCAAGCACCUCCAGACCCGACGACAGCCGCUGUCCAGCCAGGCAGUAGUCAAGCUGCUCCGGCUCCAACUACUGUAACAGAGACUGCCACUAUAACUAUCCAACCAAGCUCCGCAAAAGCUCCUCCGGCCUUAACGGUCACCGUAACAUCGAUUCUCAGUGUGCCUGCCGCGGGAACGAGCUAUGCACCACAGUCUUCUCCGAUAUCUCCACAGGCUUCCUGCCCACAGACAUGCUCGCCUGUUACAGUCACUGCACCGUGCCCUACCGUCUCUUCGGAGCCGCCUCCUCCUCCGUCCUCUCCUCCCCCUUCGACGACUGCACCGUCUAUUGUCCCUCCACUACCCUCGCUUUCUUCAAUUCCACUUCCAUCACUUCCAUUUCCGAUAACAGUGCCGUCCGAGACAUUUUUCAGUUCAGUUCCAGUGUCUACGAGUACGGAUGCGGAGGGAUGCGUCAUAAUCAUCUACACAAUAAUAGAAAUCUGGCUUGAGCUGGGUGAACCGGGUGGGAUAGGUGGUGGGACGACAACGGUGACCACCACCAGAAUCUCAACCGUUACAGUGGGGACAACAGGCACUGUAACUGUGACUCAAGAGACAACCCUUCCUGGGCAGACAAUCACAAGGAUAUCUACUCUUCCAGGUGAGACUGUUACGGCUCCGGGGACCACUCUCACGGAGGAGACUACCCUGCCUGGGCAGACUGUUACCAUCACUGAUGCGACAACCAUCCCUGGAGGGACAAUUACUAUCACCAGAGAAACAACUCUGCCCGGAAGCACUGGAACGGUCACACAAAAUAUUACUGAGAUAUCAACACUGCCCGGACAAACAAUCACUACCACCAAGCUGUCCACUCUGCCCGGGGGAACAGAAACUGUCACAGCUCCUGGCACGUCAGUGACAAUCACAGAGGAAACAACACUACCUGGACAGACAAUUACAAUUACGGAUGAGACGACUAUUCCUGGAGAGACAGUUACUAUCACCAGAGAAACAACUCUGCCCCGAAGCACUGGAACGGUCACACAAAAUAUUACUGAGAUAUCAACACUGCCCGGACAAACAAUCACUACCACCAAGCUGUCCACUCUGCCUGAGGGGACAGAAACUGUCACAGCUCCUGGCACGUCAGUGACGAUCACAGAGGAAACGACGCUACCUGGACAGACAGAAACCGUUACUGCCCCCGGAACAUCAAUCACUAUCACUGACGAAACAACUAUCCCCGGCGGAACAGUCACUGUGACUGACGAGACUACUCUGCCUGGAGGAAGAGCCACUGUCACUGACAGAACAACUGUCCCCGGUGGAACUGUAACAAUCACCGAUGAAACCACUCUUCCUGGGUCAACUAUCACCACCGUCAGAGAGACUACUCUCCCUGGAACGACAGGCACGAUUACCAUAACAGAGGUAUCAACUUUGCCUGGGCCGACAAUCACCACCACGAAGUUAUCUACUCUGCCUGGAGAGACAGACACGGUGACACUUCCGCCUACAACGAGAGAUGAAACACAGACAAUCACUAUUACUGAUGAGAAAACCCUACCUGGGGGCACAAUUACACUUCCUGGAAGUGUUACCAUUCUACCCGGGGAAACAGACACUGUCACCCUUCCAGGUAGUAUCACUACUCUACCCGGAAUAACUGACACUGUAACUGCUCCUGGCCAUACAGUCACCCUCUCAGGAAAUCUCACCACGCUUCCGAGAGAAACGAAUACUGUCACAGCCCCUGGCAGUACAAUCACGCUUCCAGGAAGCAUAACCAGCAUUACACUACCUGGAACUACUGUUGUUUCCAUUAUUCCUGGAGUUGGUACCACGGAGAUUGUCACCCAGCCUGGGACCACUCAGAUUAUCACUUCAACCAUUGUGCAAGUGAUAACUUUGCCAGGAACUACAGUCACCACUGUGAGCAGCAUCCCGCCAAGCACAGUUACAAUCCCUCCAGUUACAUCUACACUGCCGGGGUCCACUUUCACGACGACAGCAUCUGUACCUCCCAAGACGGUGACACUUCCGGGAACAGUGACGACUCUUCCAGAGUCUACGGUGGUCUCAACGGUGACCCAGCCUCCGAGCACAACGACGCUGCUGGGGACGACCUCGACGAUUCCGGCCUCAACGAUUUCGACAGUAAUCAUCCUCCCCGGCAGUACCUCAACGAUUACUGCCACUAGCAUUCUUACUGUCUUUGCUACAUCUAUCGUCUCCGCAACAGUAACGUCGGCUACUACGGCGAGCACGACUAAGAGCACCACAUCCACAGUCACAACGGUUUCAUUCUGUCCAAGCCUCACACUCAACCCAACAUACACGCCGCCAGCACCACUGCCGACGAAUUAUCAAUGGGGCUGUCCACCUGGCUUCCUUUGCCAUCCCAAGAGAACUGCUGCGGAUGGUGACUGCAAUCUCGACAUAAAUCCUCCAGCCGACACGUACUUCUGCAGCCCGGAUGAAUGUAUACCCUCGCCACCACUUCUUCCAUUGUUGAAUGACACCAGUCCCAAGUUCAACGUGUCUCCAGGAUACUUCAACUUCGACCCGGCCGGAUUUGGUCUGAACUCGAGCAUCUUCGAGUUCCCCUUGGGCUAUAACAUUAACUCCAGUUACCUGCCUAGUUCGACGCCAUCACCGCACCGGAGGAGCUCCAUCCUGGCCUUCCCUUCACAGUGCUACCAUACAUGUGACUAUAUGAACAUUGAGGAGCAGAAAGUUGGGAAGGACCCUGAUGUACUCUGUGAACAGGGCUCUUUGUUCCAGACAUAUGUCAGUAGAUGUCGCAGUUGCAUUAAUUCGUACUCUGGUGAUGUCAAUCAGGUUCCCGACUCUUUGCCUGAUUUCUUAUGGUUGAUGACGUAUUGUCAAUCUCUGGGGGCUGGGACAACCACAUCACCGCUCGCGGAUACGACGUCUACAUCGGCUUCGAGUUCUUCUAGUUCCUCUUCUACGGGAGUGACUACUACGAGUGAGACCAGUACGACUAGUGAGUCAACUACAUCUUCUAGCUCAACAUCUGCCUUGAGUUCGAGCACGUCCAGUACAAGUGCCAGUUUCACUUCAAGUUCGACGAGCUCGACAUCAAGCACAAGCACCUCCACGUCUAGUACAAGUGCCAGUUUCACUUCAAGUUCGACGAGUUCGACGUCAAGCACAAGCACCUCCACGUCCAGUUCCCCUUCGAGUGUGACAUCAAGUUCGACAACGUCAAGCAGCACUUCAGAUACUAUUUCAAGUACGAAUUCAAUCUCGACUUCGGAAACAGUCACGCCAAGCCCGACUGGAAGCCUGUCAAGCUCUUCUGUACCCAGCUUAACUUCAGAUUCGAUUUCAAGCGCCCCCAUCAGCGGUAGCAGCAGCAGCAGCACCGAUAUUACUUCUACAACCUCAACUGGUAGUAUCACACCUGUAACCUCAGGAACCGUUAGUCCUUCUAGCAGUGAAACUUCCAGAACCUUGGGACAACAGACUAGCCAGCCAACAGAUUCGUCAAGUCUAACAGGUAUCCCUGUUGGAUCGGGUUCAGGUUCGAUUGAAACAAUUUUGACCUCUUCAACUCCGACACCAGGUGUCAAUGGUGGUGGUAGCGCCAGUAGCACAGGCGUGGGCUUAGGUUCAAGUACAAGUCCAAGUACAGCCACAACCACAACCACAAGCGCAGGCACAGGCGCAAGCGGAGAUGGAAGUGGCAGCGGAAGUGGAGGUACAGGAACAAGUCCACAGCAAAGUCCAGGCACAGGAACCGGUACAAGCACCAGCACAGCUACAGGAUCAAGUAGCAGCCCGCCCCUCUUCGAUGGAGGAGGAAGCCGAACGGUAUCCCGUCUUUCACGGAAGCGAGUCCUCACCUUCUGUGGUGCUUUGGGUGUAUUGACUAUGUUCGUCUGAGCACCUAUAACCCAACUGCAAAUGCAAAUGCAAAUGCAACAAAUGAAAAAUGAAAAACACGAGACAUGAUCGGACGCAUAAUGAUAAUGGUAAUAUGCCGCUUUGAUUUGAUUGAUAGUGAUUCUGGGACUCUUCUGUAUUUUCCUUUGGUAUCCCUGAUCUAAACUUGAUUGAUUGAUUGCAAUAUAUAACCCCCCAACUGACAGUUUUAUGUUUUAAAUUGAUGUUGAGAUUGUCUAUUUCAUUUCAUUUUAUUUCAUAUGCCCUCCUCUAGUAUCUUACCUUAUUCUAUUCAUGGUUUGGCUCUUCUCUCUGUCAAUGGCAUAUUCAAUACUUGCGCGGCUGAUGCUAUGUCUAUCAUGUCUAUUUUUCUUUUAUGAUAUUGUCCUUGUUAUUAUUGAUGGAUGUUUACGCUCCUUAAUGAAAGCAUUUUGCAAUACUAUACUUUGUACUGAGUACGGUGGAUAACAAUAUAGCCUGCUCAUUAACACUGGAUCAAGGAAUAGUAAUA
This is a messenger RNA of Monascus purpureus, 5034 nucleotides long. The record is from the annotation of a GenBank genome assembly. Lineage: Eukaryota; Fungi; Ascomycota; Eurotiomycetes; Eurotiales; Aspergillaceae.